Messenger RNA from Gryllus bimaculatus (two-spotted cricket), 1105 nucleotides. The record is from the annotation of a GenBank genome assembly. Lineage: Eukaryota; Metazoa; Arthropoda; Insecta; Orthoptera; Gryllidae.
AUGAGUUCCAAAUUUCCUUUUUCGAUCGAACGAGUGGAUGCUCUGCAGAACGAGAAAUUGCUUCGAGAUUUCACAGGAGAACGAACUGCGUUCGUGCAAGUGGGUCCUGACAAAUGGUUCUUUCCCAGAAAGUUUGAAUCGGAAGCGGAACAUUUUUAUAAUUUCGAAGUGCGCAGUGAUGACACGUGGGUUGUAACUUUUCCUCGAUCAGGUACAACAUGGACACAAGAAAUGGUGUGGCUUCUAGCAAAUAAUUUGGACUACUUCACGGCAUCAAAAAUACCUUUAGUAGAUCGAUUUCCAUUUUUAGAGUUCAGCACAUUCGUGCACGAAGACAUAAAACGAGAAUGCUUAGAAAAAAAUCGUGGGAAUAAAGAAAACCAGGAAGCUAUUGAAAGCCUCUGCCAACCAAUGUAUGAGACGCUCAAGAAUGCUCCAUCUCCAAGAUUCAUCAAAACGCACUUGCCCUUCUCUUUAUUGCCCCCCGACUUACUUACGAAAGGAUGUAAAGUAAUUUAUGUUGCAAGAAAUCCCAAGGAUGUAGCAGUUUCAUUUUACCAUCUCAACAGGCUCAUCAAGACUCAAGGCUUUUUGAGAGACUUCAAGACAUAUUGGGAAUAUUUUGAAAAUAAUUUACAACCAUGGACCCCUUACUGGACCCAUGUGUUAGAGGCAUGGAAUAAACGAAGGAAUGAGAACUUAUUAUUUCUCUUUUAUGAAGAAAUGAAUAAUGACUUGAAAUCUGUAGUUGAAAAAACAGCAAAUUUCCUUAAAAAAGAAACAUCAACAGAAGAUAUUGAAAUAUUAUGUCAGCAUCUUGACAUAAAAAAUUUUCGUAAUAAUCCAUCUGUAAACUUCUCAGUGUUCAAAGAAGUUGGAAUGUUAACAGAAGGUGAACAAGAUUUUAUAAGAAAAGGUAAGAAUGGAUCAUACAAUGAUUUAUUUGAUUUACAACUUCUUGUCCGAGCAAAUGCAUGGAUCAACAAACACCUUCAGAAUUCAGACCUUCACUUCCCAGAAAUGGUAAUUUCUUCAGAAGCAAAAGAUAAAGAACAAACUUUCCAGAAAGGUGUAAUUUCAUCAGAUAUACCUGCCAGACAAUAGG